AUGAACUUGGCUUGUCCCAAAUCAAUCCCUAUAAUCGUUGUUUUGCUUGCAAUUAUUGUUCCGUUAUCACAUUCUGAGAUUCCAUUUAUAGACUCAUUUAUUGAAUAUUUGGAACCAUGGAUCGAUAUUCCAUUGUUCAUAAGUACAAUUCUUGAUUAUUUUGAGGCGAUCUAUUAUCCUCUAGCAAUACCAGAGGAUGGGCCGAUAUUCCGUGAUCUUGCUAAUACGACAACAAUGUUUUUAAAAGUUAUUGCCACUAUCAAUAUGCCACCUUCAACACAGAUUAUUGACCAACGUCCAGCAGGUCUGUUCCUUGCUAAUGUCGCUGAUAAAGUCGGACGUGCAUCACAAAUGGAAAAUAAAAUAAUAAUUCAGUAUUUAAAUGAUCUUGCUGAGAGCACAUAUCAAACAGGAAAAAAAGCUGAAAAAUUAUUUAGCAUUGGAGCCUAUUUAAUCAAUCGAAUUGGUAAUGAAAUAACCUCGAUUCGAGAAACUCUUUCAUUGGAUAUGACAUUAUCUAGACGGAAUGUGACAUUCUUAUCAAAUAGACUUAAUAAACUCUUAUUCCAAGUAACUGAAUUUCGUGAUCAAUUCAAAGCUAUUCGUAUGGCAAUCGACGAUGAAGAAAGGAUUUGGAAUGGAACUCAAUAUGGCAUAAAUUCUUUUUAUGAUGUUGAAAAAUAUUUUGAAUCAAUAGAAUCAACAGGAAGUAAAAUCUAUAAAUGGAAAAAUAUUGUAAAUAAUUUGACUAUUUUUAAGCUCGGAUGUCUGGUCACUUUUGAGGCUCGAAGAGGAAUUGAAACUGCUCUUAAAAUUACAGAACAGGUCAGAAUAAAAUUUAUACAAACCAAAGAUGUAAUACGUGGUUUAAAUAAAAAAAAGAUUGUUAGGAAAAUAGAUUUGAUAAAUUUACAAGGUGUUGAAAUGUUGACUGAAGCAGUUUCGGUAGGUUGGGCAGAAAAAGAUAAAUCAAAAAUUAUUAUUCAGUAG
This is a messenger RNA of Cetraspora pellucida, 990 nucleotides long. The record is from the annotation of a GenBank genome assembly. Lineage: Eukaryota; Fungi; Glomeromycota; Glomeromycetes; Diversisporales; Gigasporaceae.